GGAACAUAAUGAGUGGGGCCCAGCUGUCAUUUGAUGACCAUCCAGCUAUUGUCCUUGACAGUGGGUCUGGCACUUGUCGGGCAGGGUUAGCUGGGGAUGAGACCCCCUCUUCCUUGUUCCCCAGCAUUGUAGGGCGGCGAAAAUUCCUGCUUGAGUCUAUAGAUGAGGCUUAUGUUGGGACUGAUGCCCAACAGAGAAGAGAACUGCUUCACCUGAGCUACCCCAUAGAGCAUGGCAUUGUGGUCAACUGGGAGGACAUGGAGAAGAUCUGGGACCACACGUUCUUCUCUGACCUCAAGCUGUCACCUGAGGAACACCCAAUCCUCACCAGUGAACCACCACUCAACCCAAAGGGAAACAGAGAGAAAACGGCGCAGGUGUUGUUUGAGACGUACAAAGCCCCUGCCAUCUUCAUGGCAUACCAGCCUGUCCUCAGUCUGUUGGCAUCGUUCCAGUACCAGGGCAUUGUCGUCAGUGUUGGGGACGGGGUCUCGUAUGUGGUGCCCCUAUGCGAGUCUGAGACCCAGCUUCACAGUGUCCGCAGGGUCGACCUAGGCGGCAGGGACCUGACGCUACAGCUGCAGCAGCUCCUGUACAAGAGAGGCUACAGCUUCACCUCCAGCUGCGAGUUGGACAUUGUCAGAGACAUGAAAGAAAAACUUUGUUUCGUUGCUCGGGAUAGGAGUCAUUUUAAAAAACUGUCCACGCCAAUGGCGUCUAAAUGUGAAGGGUCGUACAAGUUACCGGAUGGUUCUGUAAUCAAGUUGGACCACGAGCGGUAUAUGUGCCCGGAGAUGAUAUUCGAACCUGAAGAUGAUUCCCAGGAGUUUAAAGGAUUGUCUGGUUUGAUUGAAGAUUCUAUCAACAGUUUGGACAUCAGUUGCAGGAAGGAUAUGUACAUGUGUGUGAUUGUGUCCGGGGGUACCACCUUUCUGCCUGGGUUUACAGAACGUUUGCAGAAAGAGCUUCUGUGCGCCUCCCCCCCUGGUGUCCACCACGUCAAACUGUGUGCGCGGCCAGAGAGGGGUCACUAUGAGUGGCUGGGUGGGUCCAUCAUGGCCUCCCUCUCCACGUAUCAACAAGUGUUCAUAUCGAAGAAAGAAUACGAGGAAGUAGGUCCUAGUCUUGUUAGUCGAAAACAUUUUUACUGAUUUACCUCACUAUUAAGCUUACAGUACAGUUCUAAUCUACUACUACUAGUCAUUGUUUUUAUUUUUUUGUUAAUUUCUGCCAGUUAAGCUUACAGUUCUGUGAAUGGUACAAAAAAUCCUGGCCAUUUGUUGUUUACAGGUCCUAUAGUUUAUUUGACUACACUUUAUAAGUGUACCUAGAAGUAUUAUCUCAAGCAUGUAUAAAUUUACUGAGCUCUUAAACCAAAACCUACCUGUAUUUUCUCAAAUGUUUAUAACUUGAGCAUUAGGCCCAGAUUAGUUCUAAUUGAUAUGUAUGAUGUAGAGCUGUUGAUAACUAAAGUAUUAACUACUUUUCCACUGUGGUGUAUUCAGGCUACACUGAUCCCUGUCUACAAAACUGGAACACUUUCCUGUGUACAGUCGCCUACACAUUCCUAUGUCAGAUAUGACUCCACACAUUGUUCUGUAGAGCUGUGACAACACAUCCUGUACUAUGUACCAUGUACAUCUUACAGAUGAUCCACUUCAAACAUUCCCUUUUUCCCCUUUGUGCCCAAAAUGGAUCCGGCAGAUGAAGUAGAGUUUAUCUGUUUCAAUGAAAUCUGUGUAUAGUGGGAUAGUGUGUUCAGGCAAUAUCCCAUCCACCUUAGUCUCCCUAAACGUAUGUUCGAGCUGGACUCAGGGAUGUCUCAAAGACUUGAGUCCGGGAUCCGAACUCGAGACAUUCAGGUUAGCACUCAUAAGCACAACUAUCCGACCAUGCCAACCCCUUACUAAGCUCAAUUUGAUACAAAUUUCUAGAGAUGUGUCAACUGGUUAUUUGACUUGCCACACUUUUUCCAUUGCAUAAAUUAAAUUUUAAUUAUGUUUAAUUUUUGGGACAAAAUACCUCACUAGCUUGAAAACAAAACAGAUGUUUCUAUUUGAAAGAGAUGCUUUAAUAUUUUAAAUGUGAGUCAUAGUGUAUAAAUCUUAGCUUUGUGAAAAAAGUUCUGUGAUACUCAAUUGUAAAAAAUGCCCAGUGGUCAGUUGAUUAGAUGUUGAUAGCUGUGUGUUCAGUAUAUAGUUUUGUCCACUUUUUGUCAUAAUGCUUAGAAAUUUUGAAAGUUGAAAUAUAGAGAAAUAAAUUAUAUUGAAUUAUAUGUAGUAAACAUUUUUAAAAUAGACUAUUAGGAUCAGAAUGAAGUGGAAUGAGUGCAUCUUUUUAGUCUUCAUUAAAAUUCCAAUGUAAUUUAUUUACUUUGGGAAAAAUACACGAGCUUUAAUUUAAUUCUAGUCAAGGUUUUUAUUAAAACAAUUCUAGUUUGAUCUGAAACGGUAGAUAACCUAUACCUUAUUUUAAAAAAUAAUAAUUUGUGGGUGUCUUCCCUUGUUAGCUCAAGCAUAGAAAUGUGGACUAGAAGAGACAUUCUUUUAUCAGCUUUUAUAAAGCCAAUGUCAUGAUAUUACUACAGAUUGCAGGUUUAUCUUUUAAGAAUGUAACAUUUAAACCAUUGCUGCUGGGACUUAGUAUUACUGUUAUUACUUUAAGCCAUUUAUGUACUUUCUUUAAUCAAUCAGUAGUCUAAUGAUGUAUGUUUGUUACAUUUGUUUUUAUUGCAGUCAAUGUUAGUAAACUUAUGGUUGUGAAUGAACUGUUUAAACUUACAUUCAUUCAUUUACAGAUUUUAUUCUUGUAAUACUACAGUAACAGAAAAUAUUUGUCCAAAGCUUGACUUCAGUAUUAAAAAAUAA
This is a messenger RNA of Physella acuta, 2867 nucleotides long. RefSeq lists its product as uncharacterized. The record is from RefSeq and is a predicted model, not a curated record. Lineage: Eukaryota; Metazoa; Mollusca; Gastropoda; Physidae.